AUGUCGCUCGAGGACAACCGGAAGCGGAUCGCCGAGCAGGUCAAGUUCGAUAUCUUGACCGAGGACCAGACUGCCGACAAUGAACGGCAAAGGAAAGAAGUUUCCCGGUGCUUUAUCUCCGAUACGAUCACUGUGCCGACGAAGGAGAUGUAUGCCUACGCUGCCUUGGCCUCUUUGGGAGACGACGUCUACGAAGAACCGUCCACUCUCUCUCUGGAAGCUCACAUGGCGAAGCUCACCGGCAAGGAAGCUGCCUUGUUUAUGCCGUCCGGAACGAUGUCCAAUCAGAUUGCGCUCCGAACGUGGCUCACGCAACCGCCCUACUCCGUGCUUUGCGACGUCCGUGCUCAUAUCAACAAGUAUGAAGCUGGAGGUACCGCAUUCCACUCUGGCGCGGCGAUGACACUCGUCACUCCCUCAAACGGGCAUCACCUUACCCUCGCAGAUGUCAAGGCGAACAUCGUUCUCAGCCAGGACGUUCAUUGUGCGCCUACCUCCAUCGUCGAGCUCGAGAACACGCUGAAUGGGACAAUAAUACCUCAAUCGGAGGUUAUCGCCAUCUCCGACUACGUCCACAGCGUCGGACUGAAAAUGCACCUCGACGGUGCUCGCAUUUGGCACGUAGCCGCCGAGACCGGUACACCGAUCAAGGAGCUUUGCGACCCGUUCGACUCCGUCAGCCUCUGCUUCAGCAAGGGCCUCGGGGCUCCCAUCGGCUCUUGCCUCGUCGGUCCCAAGGACUUCAUCCGGAAGGCGCGCUGGUUCCGCAAGCUCUUCGGCGGCGGUAUGCGCCAGACCGGCAUCCUGUCCGGUUCCGCGGCGUACGCCCUGACCUACAACUUCCCGCGGUUGCUCGAGGUCCACGCCCUGACGCGGAAGCUCGAGGCGGGCUUACAGCAGAUCGGCGCGGAGAUCACCAGCCCGGCCGAGACGUGCAUGGUCUUUUACGAUCCUUCCCCUUUGGGCCUCGACUACGGAGAGAUCGCGGACCGGGCAGCCCAGCUACCUGAACCCAUCAAGCUCGGGGGGUCUCGCCUCGUGGUCCAUAUCCAGACUGCCCCGGAAGCUAUCGACGAUUUCAUCAACCUCAUCCGACAGAUGGCCGAGGAGAAAAAGCAGGCCGGGUUCGUACCCCCUGCCAUCAAGGAAGAUCUGCCCAAUGGGUCCAUCUACAAGGACGUCUACGUGCGCAGAACGAAGUAG
Punctularia strigosozonata HHB-11173 SS5 is the source of this 1203-nucleotide messenger RNA. RefSeq lists its product as uncharacterized. Gene Ontology annotation, molecular function: L-allo-threonine aldolase activity. The transcript is spliced from 7 exons. Lineage: Eukaryota; Fungi; Basidiomycota; Agaricomycetes; Corticiales; Punctulariaceae. The coding region runs from base 1 to 1203 and encodes 400 amino acids. Gene Ontology annotation, cellular component: cytosol. Gene Ontology annotation, biological process: L-threonine catabolic process; glycine biosynthetic process. The record is from RefSeq and is a predicted model, not a curated record.